Molecule: messenger RNA, 3594 nt
Organism: Diorhabda carinulata
Lineage: Eukaryota; Metazoa; Arthropoda; Insecta; Coleoptera; Chrysomelidae
Exons: 7
Coding region: 517-3297 (926 amino acids)
Biological process (GO): regulation of transcription by RNA polymerase II
Cellular component (GO): nucleus
Source: RefSeq, a predicted model, not a curated record
AUCCUUGGUUGUAACGACGUCGAAUGUAGAUUUUUCAAAAACAAGCUGGAUAUGCACUUUGAUCAAAAAUAAUGUUAUCAGGAAACUUAAAAACGUUACCAGGGGACUUCAGAACGUAUUAUUUGUUCUCACAAGAUUUUCCGAGACUAAAAUUGAAGUUUGAGCAAAAAUAAUGUUACCAGGGGACUUUAAAACGUAUUACUAGUUCUCAUAAGAUUUUCCGAGACUAUAAUUGAAGUUUGAGCAAAGAUAAUGUUACCAGGGGAUUUCAGAACGUUGUAUUACUAGUUCUAACAAGAUUUUCCGAUACUAUAAUUGAAGUUUGAGUAAAAAUAGUGUUACCAGGGGACUUUGGAACGUUGUGUUACUGUUUCUCACGACAAUGUGCUCUAGGAAUAUAAUUGAAUUUUAAACAGUUUCAAUCAUAACAAUUUUAUGAGAAAAUACCAGAUAUGCAACCUGAUUGAAUAAUGGGAUUCUAGAGUGAAAUUUACUUUUACUAAUUAUAUAAACAAGAUGUCAGGUGGACCACCUCAUCAUCCACAUAAUAGGCAGAUUCCAACGUCCAACCUUGCCAAUACUGCUUGGAACCAUUUGCAGGUACCAAAUUAUUUUCCAAGACAGCCUCAAGUGGCACACAUGUCAAAUGAGCAUUCCUUACUUCAUCAACCGACAUGGCACACCCCGACGACAGAAGCCUUGAAAAUACAUCCGCAUAGUCACGUCCUAAGUGAAAUGUUCAAAAAUGAAACUUUAUUUCCAAGAGACAGAGACUGUGUAGAUUUAAGUUUGGCAAGAAACGGUAAUCAAAACGGCGAACUCCCACCAGUUCCAAUAAGUUUGAGUGUUAGAGAUACAAAUAAAAUAAACAGUUUACCCCCUAGUGCUUUAGAGAUACAGGCAGUAGAACUUACGAAAAGUACCAGUCCAAUUGCAAAAGUCGUCACUCCAGCAAUACAAUCCGCUAGUCCUAAUAGAAAGUCUUUAAGUCCUGGUUUGAAAUCUUCUAGUCCUGGACUUAGGACCGUUCCACCAUAUCCAAAAACUUCUAGCCCCAUAUUAAUAUCCACAGCCUCGAAUAUUUUCCCACCUAGUUCCAGUAUACUUUCAACUACUAGAAAUAUUAAUCAAAAUCUGGUAUCAAGUUCGACUUUAAAAUCUGCAAGUCCUGUUCCAAAAUCCGUUAGCCCGGGACUCAAACCUUCUAGUCCUGGUAUGAAACCUGCGAGUCCCGGUAUAAAGUAUGCCCCUAACAUACAGACUUUAUUUCCAUCUACUACCGCAACAUUAGACGUAGUAAAGACAGUUCAAAAGAGAUCUAAUAUUAGAGUAGAUUCCAUAUUGGAACGACUCAAUCCUACCUUAGAUAAAAUAGUAUCGGUUCAAGAAAAUAAACCCGAAGAAAAACUUAAUAAACCCCAAGAAGUAGAGCAAGAUAAACCGGUGAGCGUUAUUGUUCAACCAACGGGCAAUUUCGAUGAUAAUAGCAACUCUAGCAGUAUUAAUAAUAUACCGGCGAUGUCGAAUGUUAAAGAUGAUGAUACUGUUUCUACUAAUAGCAAUGACGAUAGUUUAGAUAGUACAAAAUCCCGUAGGAAACGCAAACCCAGUAAAACUAUUAGAGUAUCCAAAGAUGAAGAGAAAACCGAAGAACCAAUAGACACAGAUGCCCCGAUUAAAGAAGCCGCAGAAGAGAAAGAUCCAAUUAGUGUGAUGGGAGAGAUGUUGGAAGACGGUAAAAAUCUGGAUAAAGAAGAAUUACCGAGUGAUCUUGAUGAAUUGAUUCCGGCGAAGGCUAGACGUAAAACUUCAUCGGAAUCAGAAACCAUAGAUGACAUAGCAGCUAUGGUACAAGAAGGUCUGAUAGAAAAAGAACAAAAACAGCAAAAGUGCUCGGAAAAUAUCGUAGAGGAACCGAAACUCGAUACCGAAGCCAAACCGAUAUCUGUAAGCGUUAUCAAAACAAAGGAAAAUCUUACUGAAGUUUUAUCGGAUAAUAGCAGCAGUAUUCCUGUUUCAUCUGCCCCCCCUGUCGCUACACUGGCCGCCAAAAAAGCCAACACACAUUUUGUAGAAGUAGAAAAUAAAUUGGAAGAAAUGUUUGCAGGAAUUGAAGAUUCAAGCGAUCCGGUUAAAUCGACGAAUAUCGAUUUGGAAGAUUCCAAAAUUGAAGACCCUUUAUUGAAACUCGACGACCCCUUGCCGUCUAAUAACGAACCCAAAGAAGAACCUAAAGACCAGUCGGUGGAAGGUGAAGAACCCAAUGUCGAGGAACAGAUCGGUUUUACGGAAGAAAAAAAAUCGCAACCAAAGAAACCGAAACGUAUACAAGGUUCAGAAUCGACGCCGAAGAAAAAGAAGGCGAGUAAUAAGUCGAAGGGCCAACCGAAAAUCGGAAAUAGUAAUAAGAAAACGGCUAAACAAAAAACAGGGGGGAAAAUAGACCAGGGGGUAUCUAAAGAUAUUUACGCUUACGAUUCCGGUAGUAAUACCAGUUCGACGAAAUCCAGAGGUCCUUUUAUACAAAUCAAGGGUCCCAGGGAUUCGCCUUUAUCUGUUAACGUGAUCAACUCUGCAGCCAAUGAAGAAGACGGCGAAAGAAAAUUACCCAAAUCCAAAAAGUUCCACGACGAUACGGAAUAUAGACACAAGGUUCGUUCCAAGGGGCUACAUUCCAGCACGCUCAGCAACAAGUAUGAUGCGCAGACGCGAGACGCCACGUGGAUAUGCGCGUUUUGUAAAAGAGGACCGCACGCCAGCCAAUUGACAGGACCAACUUUUGACAGGAAUAUCGAACCACCCGGUGAUCUUUUCGGUCCUUACUUUAUUACCACGCAGUGUCCAGAAUUUGAAAGGCGAUUGGACGAUCCGUACGAUAGACAAUUCAAAAGUAAAAAAGUAACGAAAGCCCUUGAUGAAGCAGCACUGGUAACCAAAGGUAAAAAAUCCAAACGGAAACAUUCCGAUAGUGACUGUAUGUCGGAAAGCGAAUUAUCUGAUAUAUAUUUGGGUAUAACGGAAACUUCAAAUAAGACAUACGAAAUUUGGGCGCACGAAGACUGUAUCGUGUGGUCUAACGGUACUUAUCUAAUUGGACCUAAAAUCGUAGGACUCGAAGCCGCAGUUUGGACUAGUUGUAACGUUACGUGUAAAUCGUGUCAUUUGAAAGGAGCCAAUAUAUUGUGUUUUAGACGGGGGUGUUUGAACGCUAUGCAUAUUUGUUGUGCCAGAAGCGAAGGCUGGCAAUUUUCGGAAAGUAAUUUCAAGGUGUAUUGUCAGGAACAUCGGGUUCCAUGACAAAAUCAUCAAUAAGUGUUGAAAUUUCAUAAAGAAAAGAAAAUUUAGCAACCGUUCCUAUUAUUUUUUUUUAACUUAAUGAAUUAUCAAAAUUUUUUGGAAAAAUUUAAUUAUUUCAUUGAAAGUUUGCUACAAUUUUUUCCUUUAUGGAUUUUUUUAUCUUGUGGAAACUGAAUUAUCUUAAACUCAGAUUUGAGGUUAAUUGUGAUGGUAUUUUGUAGUUUAGACCAAGUCGGUUUUUUUCUUAAGUCUUUUUAUUUUGAAAAUAGUGUGUUAUAAUAGAUUUUUUUAACCGUU